Xiphias gladius (swordfish) is the source of this 2711-nucleotide messenger RNA. Its product is annotated as cholesterol 24-hydroxylase-like. The record is from RefSeq and is a predicted model, not a curated record. The transcript has 14 exons. Gene Ontology annotation, biological process: cholesterol catabolic process. Gene Ontology annotation, molecular function: iron ion binding; cholesterol 24-hydroxylase activity; heme binding. NCBI's taxonomy places the organism in Eukaryota, Metazoa, Chordata, Actinopteri, Istiophoriformes, Xiphiidae.
UACUAAUAGGUGUUGUCCUAUGUUCGUAGCUUGCUAAUACCUGACCAUUAAACGACCGACUUUACGCUUCACUGUGGCCUAGUUAGACGCCAGUAUAACUUGUGGCUACAUAUACCAAAAUGGCAGUUUUCAAAGUACUUUUGAGCUGGAGUGCUCCCGUGCUUACGUUUGUGUUCUGUCUGAUUUUCAUUGCGUUUCUUGGUUACUGCUUAUAUAUUACACAUAUCCAUAUGAAAUAUGACCACAUACCUGGGCCGCCGAGAGAGAAUUUUUUCCUCGGACAUUCACCGACGUUUUUGAGGGUAACGGCAAAUGACGGAAUUGUACACGACAAGUUUCUGGAAUGGGCCGAUAAACAUGGGCCUGUUUGUAAGUUAAAUUUUCUGCAUUACGUCACACUCUAUGUCUCCUGUCCAGAGGCGACCAAAGAAAGCUCCGAAAUCCUGAUGUCCCCAAAGUACCCCAAAGGUAGAUUGACAUACAAGAUAAUCUUCAACCUAUUUGGUCAAAAGUUCCUUGGUAAUGGCCUGGUAACAGCACAGGAACACGAGCAGUGGUAUAAACAUUGCCGAAUCAUGGACCAUGCGUUCAGCAGCAUGUAUUUGAUAGGUCUAACCAGCACCUUCGGUGAGAGGGCAGAGAAACUGAUGAAUAAACUUGCAGACAUUGCUGAUUGAAAAACAGAGGCCAACAUGCUCCAGCUAUUCAACCAUGUUACCCUUGAUGUUAUUGCUAAGGUUGCUUUUGGUGUGGAUUUAGACCUGCUGAAGAAUGGGUCAACCCUACCUAAAGCCAUCGAAAAAUGUCUGAAAGGCACGGAAUAUAAUAUCCGAGACUACUUUUUUGAGUUCAAGCCAAAGAACAGACAGUUAAUUAAUGAAGUGAGGGAAGCAUGCCGCCUGCUGCGCACAACUGGAGCUCAGUGGAUCCAUACAAGAAAGACUGCCAUGCAAAACGGCGAUUAUGUCCCCAAGGACAUCCUCACGCAAAUCAUCAAAACAAAGUUGGCAAAGGAAAGCAUUACUAAAGAUGAUGAAGAGUUAAUGUUGGACAAUUUUGUGACAUUCUUCAUUGCGGGGCAAGAAACAACAGCUAAUCAACUUGCUUUUUGCACCAUGGAACUGGCAAGACAUCCUGAUAAUAAAAAUAAUAAUGUAGGGAGAAAACAUUUUAUAAUAUAGCUGUUGAAGGAUGCUUUCUCAAAUUGUGUUUUGUUUCUCAGAUUGAGGAAAGAGGUGGAUGAUGUCAUUGGGAUGAAAUUGGACAUAAGCUUUGACAACCUGGGGGAACUGACCUACCUCUCACAGGUUCUAAAAGACACUCUGAGGAGUUAUCCGACAGCUCCAGGCACAUCUCGUGAUAUACUUGAAGACAUGGUCAUUGACGGUAUCCACAUACCUGGAGGAGUCAACAGUAUUUUCAGCUCCUAUGCGACUGGGAGAAUGGACAAAUUCUUCAAGGACCCACUGACAUUUGAUCCAGACAGAUUUCACCCAGAUGCUGCCGAGCCUUAUUACUGCUAUUACCCCUUUGCUCUUGGUCCACGCUCAUGUCUAGGACGGAACUUUGCUCAGAUGGAGGCUAAAGUGGUGCUGGCCAAGCUGCUGCAGAGGUGUGAUUUCACCCGUGUCCCUGGACAGACCUUUGACAUUUUGGACACUGGCACACUCAGGCCGAAGAGCGGAGUGGUGUGCACUCUCAGACACAGAAAUUACAAGAAAUAGAUGGCCACACAGUACCAUAACGUGAGAAGAAGCCAUAAUUGUCCAUGUGGAGAAAUUGGGUUUUUGAGUUGCCCAGACUGGCUUUCUGCCUUAAAGCCAAAAACCUCUUAUGCUGCCAGGUUGUUUUAUUACUUUUUCUGUCAAUUGUUUUUUUAUCCUUUGUAAAGAAAAUAUAUCAUGCUCUAAUGAAAUACAAGUCAUAUUCAUAUGAAAUGGUUAAAAUGAUCAUAAUUUUUAUUUCCUAACAGUAAUGGGGAUACGGGAAAAAACAAAUCAGUCACUUUUUGAGUAGGUUACAGUAUCAUAAGCACUUUUGUCUGCUAGAACUAACUCUUUAGUUCUGUGUAAUUGCUGUUCCUUUAACAUUAUUAUACAAUAAUGAAUAUACCAUUUUUCGUAAAUAUAAAUAAACCACACAAGAAAAUUUAACACAUUUUUACACACCUUUUAUUUUACUAAUGUAGAGAUCGUUUAUAUUAUGUUUAUCACUUUAAUAUACGGAUGAUGCAUUCAAUUUCAUUUCGUGCUCAGUUUGCGGUGCAGUUUUUGUACUCAGCCUUCUGUUUUUGGCCAUUACUGACUGUACACAAGAGGGUGCUGUGACCUCGCAAAGAGAUCUCAAGCAUACGUGUUAAACUAUAAUUUUCGUAGAACACUCACUCAUCUAAACUUUAUUUGUUUAGAUGAGAUUGUUAUAAUUUUAUGUAGUAAGAUAAGGUUGUUAAGUGGUGAACCAGGUUGUAAUAGAAAGCUGAUAUCAAUACAUGGGCGCUUAAAGUUUUUCAUUUUGAAACAGUAUGGUAAUUGAGUCAAUUACUUACACAAUGCUUUGAUAAUGCUUAAAGAUUAACAAAGAAACAUUUUAACUAGCAUUUAUUACAAAGGUCGGUAACAGUUAAAUUGAUUGAUAUAAUAAGUUGGAAAACACCAAAUCUUGUAAUAAAUGUGUUGAAAUGUGAUAACAGAAUAUCAUUUAUUAUUUAAUUU